UUACGUCACCACGUGAUCAGUGACGUGCGCCGUGGUCACGUGGUGUGCCGGUCAGCUGACUCGUCGUGCCGUCUUCCGGGUCGUCGCUCGGUGUUUACUCGCUUUUUCCUCCGCCGCGCGUGAAGCCAGUCGUUGCCGUGUAGAGCCGCCAUGAACGCCUCGGACAGUGAUGAUGACUCGUACAACGAGAGGACGGCAUUGGUCCAGUCUGAGAAUCCAGUGGUGCCGUCCUACAGACCAGAACCGGACCUCAACCCUCCCAGUGACACGCCGCCCAAGAGGUCUGGGGUGACCAGGAGAGCGGGCCCAGCUGCCAUGGACGGAGGUGGCGGUGGCGGUGGCGGUGGCAGUGUCGGCGGCUCGGACCAGGACGUGGACGCAGACGAUGAGGAGCUGACUCUGAAGUACGGCGCCAAGCACGUCAUCAUGCUGUUCAUUCCCGUCACGCUCUGCAUGGUGGUCGUGGUCGCCACCAUCAAGUCAGUCAGCUUCUACACCGAGAAGACCGACCAGCAGCUGAUCUACACGCCGUUCACGGAGAACACCCCGUCGGUUGGCCGUCGGCUCCUCAACUCAGUCCUCAACACCAUCAUCAUGAUCAGCGUCAUUGUGGUCAUGACCAUCUUCCUGGUCGUCCUCUACAAGUAUCGCUGCUACAAGUUCAUCCACGGCUGGCUCAUCCUGUCCUCCCUCAUGUUGCUCUUCUGGUUCAGCUUCAUGUACCUUGGAGAAGUGUUUAAGACGUACAACCUAGCGGUGGACUACCCGACAGUGGGGGUGAUCAUCUGGAACUUCGGGGCAGUGGGGAUGAUCUGUAUCCACUGGAAGGGCCCGCUCCAGUUGCAGCAGGCGUACCUGAUCCUCAUCAGCGCUCUCAUGGCUCUGGUCUUCAUCAAAUACCUGCCCGAGUGGUCGGCCUGGGUCAUCCUGGGAGCCAUCUCGGUCUACGACCUGGUGGCCGUCCUGUCACCUAAAGGUCCUCUCAGGAUGUUGGUGGAGACGGCUCAGGAACGUAACGAGCCCAUCUUCCCCGCCCUCAUCUACUCCUCCGCCAUGAUGUGGACGGUGGGAAUGGCGAGCCCGGCGGACGCCCAGCGCUCCGGACACGAAACAGACGAGGAGGCGGAGCAAAGCAGCAGAGGGGCGGAGCCUGAGGGUCGACAGUCCCGGUCGAUUCCUGAAGAUGACCUGGAGGAGGACAGAGGCGUGAAGCUCGGCCUCGGUGACUUCAUCUUCUACAGCGUUCUGGUUGGAAAAGCUGCAGCGACCGGUGGAGACUGGAACACGACGCUCGCCUGCUUCGUUGCCAUUCUGAUCGGCCUGUGCCUGACUCUGCUGCUGCUGGCGAUCUUUAAGAAGGCUCUGCCGGCGCUGCCCAUCUCCAUCACCUUCGGCCUGGUCUUCUACUUCUCCACGGACUUCCUGGUCCAGCCCUUCAUGGACAACCUGGCUGCUCACCAGUUCUACAUCUGACAGGAAGCCCCGCCCCCUCACCUUCCUCUUCCUUUUUGUCCUGAAGACUACUUCCUGUGCCAAUGACCACAGGAAGUGAUGUAAAGCAGAGGACGUGUAUGUUCAUGUAUUUUACCUGGUUGUUUCUACUCAGGUGUGGUUCUGGUCACCUGCUGACUCGUAGUUUAAAGGUCCGCCUUCCGUCCUGUAACCCGUCACGUCUGUAGUCUCUGUUUCUUAGGGGACGACGGCUGCGUGUGAUUGGCUGAUGCUCCUGUCACUCGCUUUUGUUCAUUUCCUGUCUGCUCUUUUAACUUCCUGUUGUCAGGAAGUGGUUCACACGGACACACCCACAUCGAGUCAUGUGACGCGACACCUUAGCUUAGCACAGCUAGCCUCUCAGCUUUCUGUGUGUGGCGACUUUUUAACUUUUUUAACACUAAAACUAAAAACUCGACACAUUCCCACCUCUGCUGAAGCCAGUCCAGAUCCCAGAGGACAGGCGCGGGACAGGUGGAGGACAGGUGGAGGACAGACGGAGCACAGGACAGAGGCCUCAGGUUCAAUCAGCUAAACAUGUUAAUUAUUUGAGUUCAUGUAUGUUCUUCAAUAAAGGAGUUUGUGAUCAAA
Messenger RNA from Larimichthys crocea (large yellow croaker), 2082 nucleotides. RefSeq names its product presenilin 2 (gene psen2). Gene Ontology annotation, biological process: Notch signaling pathway; amyloid-beta formation; calcium ion homeostasis. The coding region runs from base 151 to 1473 and encodes 440 amino acids. Gene Ontology annotation, molecular function: aspartic endopeptidase activity, intramembrane cleaving. The record is from RefSeq and is a predicted model, not a curated record. Lineage: Eukaryota; Metazoa; Chordata; Actinopteri; Sciaenidae. The transcript is spliced from 11 exons. Gene Ontology annotation, cellular component: membrane; gamma-secretase complex.